AUGGCAGCCAUACCUAUUAUCAUCAAGCACGGCGGCAAACGCUACGAAGUCGAGCUCGAUCCAUCCUCCACAGGCGAAACAUUGAAGUAUCAGCUAUUCUCCCUGACUGGCGUCGAACCGGACCGACAAAAGGUACUCGUCAAGGGCGGUCUCAAAGAUGAUACACCCUUGUCCUCCCUCAACGCGAAACCGGGUCAAACCUUUAUGAUGAUGGGCACGCCUUCCGGAGGCCAGGACGCCCUGAGUAAACCCAAGGAGACAAUGAAGUUUUUGGAGGAUAUGACAGAUGCCGAGGUGGCACAACAAGCAGGUGCUACUCCUGCCGGUCUUCAAAACCUAGGCAACACCUGCUACCUCAAUUCCACCCUCCAGACUCUUCGUGGUGUUCCUGAGCUGCAAGCAGAGCUUCUGAAGUACCAGCCAACUAGCAGCUCUGGUGGCUCAAACCUGGCAGGACUCAGCAGCUUUGGUCUAGGUGGUCUGGAUAGCUCUAGGGAUAUUGCUGCGUCGCUACGGGAUCUUUUCAAGCAGAUGUCGGAGACCCAGGAAGGGAUUCCACCCUUGAUGUUCCUCAAUGCUCUCCGAACGGCUUUCCCCCAGUUUGCCCAACGUGAUCGUAACGGUCAUGGUUAUGCGCAGCAAGAUGCCGAAGAGGCUUGGUCGCAGAUCCUCAAUCAACUGCGUGCCAAGUUGACCAUCAAUGACGGAACUGAAUCAGGAAGUCAGACUUCCUUUGUCGACAAAUAUCUGGCCGGUCAAUUCAAUUCAGUCACCGAGUGUGAUGAUCCUGCAGCUAAGGAGGUCGGUGAGGAGCCCAACAAGUCAUCUGAUGUUUUCUUCAAGCUGGAUUGCCAUAUUGGCAAGGACACCAAUCACCUCCAAGAUGGAAUUAUGGCCGGAUUGGAGGAACAGAUCGAAAAGCAGUCCCCGACACUUGACCGAAAUGCCAUUUACACCAAGCGAUCACGUAUCGCGCGCCUACCGCAAUACUUGACCGUUCAUUUCGUCCGAUUCUUCUGGAAACGCGAGACUCAGAAGAAGGCCAAGAUUAUGCGCAAAGUAACAUUCCCGGCCGAGCUUGAUGUUGUGGAAUUCUGUACCGAUGAGCUUCGAGAUCAGCUCGUCCCUGUUCGUGACAAGGUCCGAGAAAUCCGCAAGGAUGAAGUGGACAUCGAGCGCUCUCGCAAGCGCCAAAGAAUGGCUCUUGAUCGAGAGGAACAGCAGAGAAAGAACGAAGCUGAGGGCGCUCCAAGUGAAAGCUUGGAACCAAUGCAGAAGAAGAAGACCGCGGAGGAAACCAAGGACGCCAAGGGCAAGAAGAAGAACGACAAAGACGGUGACACUGAGAUGGAAGAGGAAUUUAAGACCGAUGCCCAAUACGAAGAAGAGAAGCAGGCUGCUAUCAAGGCUGCCAAGAAGGAGCUACACGAGCUCCUCAAGCAAAACGGCUCUUCGGAAAGCGGCACCAACCAGUCAGGCCUGUACGAACUCCGUGGUGUGAUUACCCACCAGGGUGCCAGCGCGGACAGUGGUCACUACACCGCGUACGUCAAACAGCAGCCCCGAAAGGCUGAUGAUAGCCAGACCGGUAGCAAGCGUCGCGAGGAGGAGAACACCAACAAGUGGUGGUGGUUCAACGAUGAGAAAGUCACCGAGGUAGAGGCUGAGAAGAUUGAGACUCUGGCCGGUGGUGGCGAGUCUCACUCGGCUUUGAUUCUUCUCUACCGUGCCAUCGAGCUGCCCACUUUGGAAUAA
This is a messenger RNA of Penicillium verhagenii, 1755 nucleotides long. RefSeq names its product ubiquitin-specific protease UBP6. The record is from RefSeq and is a predicted model, not a curated record. The coding region runs from base 1 to 1755 and encodes 584 amino acids. Gene Ontology annotation, biological process: proteasome-mediated ubiquitin-dependent protein catabolic process; protein deubiquitination; regulation of proteasomal protein catabolic process. Gene Ontology annotation, molecular function: proteasome binding; protein binding; cysteine-type deubiquitinase activity. NCBI's taxonomy places the organism in Eukaryota, Fungi, Ascomycota, Eurotiomycetes, Eurotiales, Aspergillaceae. The transcript has 3 exons.